AUGGCCGCCGAGGACGCGCUGGGCGAGCUCUACGCCUGGGACUCGACCAUCGAGGACGACGUGGCGCUGCCCGCGGGCGACCCCAAGCGCGACGAGGACAAGACGGAGGACGCGUACGAGCAGAUCAUCCACGCGGCCAGCAGCGACGCCGGCGACGUGGUGCUCAGUCUGGCGGCGCAGCUGCUGCACAAGCACUUCUUCCGCUUCCCGCACGUGCAGCUCAACGUCGUGGACGUGCUGCUCAAGCUCUGCGGGCCCAAGCGCUCGCAAGCCGUGCGCAUCCACACGCUGCGCGCGCUGCUGCAGAUCGCCAAGACGCCGCCGGCCGCCGCCGCCGCCAGCACGCCCACGUCCGCCGCCGCCAUCGCGCGCAAGAACACGCGCAUGUGGCUGCAGCGCAUCGACGAGGCCGUGCAGCACAUGCUGGACACGGAGAAGUCCUCCGUCAUCCUGCGCCAGGUGACGAUGCUGCGCCACACGCUCGAGGAGCGUCUGCUCACGGACCCGGAGGGAAAAAGCAAGGCCGCUGCGGACGCCAGUGGCGACGACCAGAGGAGCACCCAGACGUCGCCCUCGGAGCGCAGCCGCAAGAAGCCCAGGGACGAGAGCGACGCGGCGGACGCUGACGGCGCCGUGUCCGCCGAGCGCGACCCGAAGAAGGCCAAGCACGACGACGACGCCAAGCCUCCGACCGAGAACAGCAACAUUAUCAAACUGAACCGCGAGCCGAGCAGCGACAAGCAGCAGAUUCUCAACGGCCGCCUGGUCGAGAGUGAGGGCCGACGCCGCACCGUCAGCGCCUUCUCGCCGCGUAACUGCCCACCCUGCCCGUACCUGUUCCUCGGCAGCGUGCCCCGCCACACGCCCAGCGACGACAUCGUGGAGUUCCUGACCCCAGUGUGGCCCGAGAUUAACAAGAUGAGUGUGCAGAUCAAGCAGCCGGACCACAACGCCACGGCCUACGCGUUUGUGAGCAUGCCGACGAUUGAGCACGCGCGUGAAGCCAUCCACUACGUCAACGCGAACAAGUUCCGUGGCCGAGCGUUCCUGAACGCGAACUUCGCGCGCGGUCCGCCUGUGGACACUGUGCUGUUUGUGGAGCGAACGGGUGAAGAUGUGAGCAUGGAGGACAAGGGAGCUGUGCGUGACUUUGACUUUACCAAGUGUGACCCCGAGGUGUGGGACAAUUUGUGCCAGCAGCUGGAGCGCUUUGGUCCGCUGUCUUUCGCUGAGAAUGGCUGCGUGCGGUUCCGCAACGUGGAGCACGCCAAGGCGGCCAUCCGCAAGCAGCUUUUCACUGUGAAGGGCUACGAAAUUUUCCCCGUUUACGACACGAAGGAACAGUUUUCAAUUGAUUCGACGCGUCAUGGAGGCAUUCCGCACAGCAAACAAGGGUUUGCUCUGAAGUCGGGACGUCUUGUUGGAGGAGAUACGGACUAUCGCAGCAGUAAGAGGCGCCACUACAGGGAGGAUGAUGACCCCAUGGAUGGAACAAGUGGACGUCGGGCGCAUGAUCGAGUGGCGUCGCUUAAAUAUGGGGAGCGUAGUGGCAGCGCCCGUAGCCCACCUCGUAGCGACCGUGGAAGUGCUCGUGGACGAUCUCGUUCCCGCUCGCCGAGGCCUCACAAUGUUAGUGGUCGUUACGUUGUGCCGAUGGAGGGACCUCCAAGCGAGCGUCGAUUGCCUCACUCGCGCUCUAGAUCGCCUGUUACCUUGGCGAAGCAAGUUUCUCGCGAAGGUGGAUACGGUACACCAUCAGACAAGGAGAACCGUCGUGAGUACCGUGGCAAAUAUGGCCACAGAUCCCUGUCGCCAGUGGAUAUCAGAAACCAUGAGAGUUCUGUUCCUGUUGAGGAGGUGCGUGGGCGACCUCGUGAGCGCGGUGAGCGCGAUGGUGCUUGGAUGGGAUCACGUGAAGAAUCUCGUGAGCGUCGUGGACCGAGAGAUGAAGGCCGAGGACGCGGUAGCUUCCACCGCGGUUCGUCUCCGUCCCCCUCCUCCUCGUCGAGGCGUAGCCGGAAGGACGACCACCGCUCAAGCGAUUACCGACGUGGAGGUAACUCUCAUGAAGAAGUCCGCCAAUCGUACCGUCGUGAAGAAGAGGAGCGGGGUAGGAUGCCCCCGCCACCGCUCUCUGGUGGUGUGCUUCAGCUCCCCCGCAGCCACAGUCGUAGUCCACCACGAUUUGGAAAGUACGCGGGAGGGUCAUCCAAGAGCCGUCCCCGGUCUCGCUCCCGGUCGCCCCCGCAAGACUUGAGGAUGGGAAGCAGUUCGCACUCGCGAACAGGUGGAUACCGCGGACGUGACGACCGUUUAGUCGGCAACCAAGUUCCUGAAGACCGGUCUGCUUUCCAGCCCGAGCGUCCGCGCUAUGCGGAUGACCGCUCCAUUGCCGAGGUUGCUCGUGACGAACAGCAAGAACGUCAACGUUUUUUCCAGCAGCAAAACCAGGGCCGUCGAGACUAUCAUGAUUCUGAUUUGAGUCGCUACGGUGGCGGUCGUGGCGGUGGCCGUGGUGGAGGCCGAGGACGCGGCAGCAGAAGUGAGCGACCGCGCCCGGAGUAUCAGGACCAACCGUCUUACCGUGGUGGUGGUCGUAAUGGAGCGAUGUACCCCCCGCAGCGCCGCUCUCCGUCCCCUCUACCCCCACCCAGCCACCACCGCUCGCAGUCUCCUCCGCCCCAGUCCCGUCGGCGCUCACCUUCGCCUCUUCCGCCUCCCUCUCAGCAACGUGAAUCCUACGAGCGUGGAAAACGUGGCGAGUAUGUGCCGCGCGGCCGUGAUGCUGGGUAUUCCCCUCCGCCGUCGCCGCUCCUGCAAUCCUACGGCCCCGGGCCGUCGGGUCCGUCUGACCGCCAGGAGUUUGAUUUGGAGAUGACAGACCGAGACGGUCGUGAACCCAGCCGCCACGAGCGACGUCACCACUCGCGCCGUGAUCGAAGUCGGGAUGACAAGGGCCACCGCAGUCACCGCGACCGUGACCGCCGAGAGAAGCGUUCGUCUCGCCCUGAGCGCUCGCUCACUCCUUCACCUGUUCGUCGGGACCUUGCCUCUUCGUCAACUGGACGGAAGUCGAAUGGACCUUCUCCGCGUCGGUCUUUCAGCCGCCGCAAUGACGGUGAUAACCAGGCAGAGGAAGCCUCUGGAAAGGACAAACUAGCUCGAUCGAAGGACGAGGAUGACUCGGAGCCGCAGCAGAAGGAGAUGAAGAAUGGAGGAACGCGCAUGGCGCGUGACGAGCUGUUCGCGGGCAUGGAUGAUUUGACCGUGGACUAUGAAGAAGACGACGAGUAAAGCAGCACAGAUUGCAUUGCUGAUGCACUGUGAAGUUGCCAAGUGAGGCAAGUUUGACAGGAAGUUGUGGCGUCGUUGGUUGGGCAUGCAUGCAUUGACUUGAAUUGGUCUGACCUGAACACGCUGGUGGCCUCAGCGCAAGAUUUAAGCGUGAAGUAUCGUGCCUUGUCGAGUUGCUGAGACUCACGAAGGAGGACGCUGGGAGAAACGUGUAUUGCUUUCUAAUACGUGCGAAUCUGCUUGAUGU
Phytophthora sojae is the source of this 3541-nucleotide messenger RNA. RefSeq lists its product as hypothetical. The transcript has 2 exons. Gene Ontology annotation, molecular function: RNA binding. Bases 1 to 3294 code for a protein of 1097 amino acids. The record is from RefSeq and is a predicted model, not a curated record. Lineage: Eukaryota; Oomycota; Peronosporomycetes; Peronosporales; Peronosporaceae.